Molecule: messenger RNA, 234 nt
Organism: Rotaria sp. Silwood2
Lineage: Eukaryota; Metazoa; Rotifera; Eurotatoria; Philodinida; Philodinidae
Source: the annotation of a GenBank genome assembly
AUGAUUAAUUUAGCAUCUAGUUCAUUUGAUGGAAGUGUUAAAUUAUGGAAUCUUCAAAGUGAUGAACCUAUUGCUGAAAUUGAAGGUCGUGCCCCAUUUCAUGUAUCAAAAGUAAAAUUUCAUCCAUCUGGAAGAUUUUUAGCUACAGCUUGGUAAAUAAUAGCAAACGAAAUCAAUUUUCUCUUUAAUUAAAUAAAAAUUUCUUACUUAUAGUUACGAUCAUUCGUGACGUUU